Molecule: messenger RNA, 4247 nt
Organism: Serpula lacrymans var. lacrymans S7.9
Lineage: Eukaryota; Fungi; Basidiomycota; Agaricomycetes; Boletales; Serpulaceae
Exons: 19
Coding region: 63-4019 (1318 amino acids)
Biological process (GO): transcription-dependent tethering of RNA polymerase II gene DNA at nuclear periphery; RNA export from nucleus; protein localization to nuclear inner membrane
Cellular component (GO): nuclear pore; nuclear pore inner ring
Molecular function (GO): structural constituent of nuclear pore; protein binding
Source: RefSeq, a predicted model, not a curated record
AUUGUAUCCUCCAAGGCGAUUGCGUAGUCCCUGCUCAUUCUUUCAGAAAGUUUUAGAGACAAAUGAUCACAGAUCAGCACAUUCAUACGUUGCAGAGGUCGACGCCUGUCAUCGAUUUUCUUGCGCUUCAAAGUGCCAGCCGUGUGCUCCAGGACCAGUUUAUGAAAGACGAGCAAAUUUUACCUGAUUUUCGGGACGUUAUAGCAAGUUCUGCAGGACAAUCCUGCGCAUACAGUGUGUUUCCUAAUGAUUUCAGAGUUCCUUUUCAGAAGAGAAAGCUUCUGGGGAUACCUGAAUCACUGUUCCAGUACUACAACACUACUAAUGUGACGUCCCACAUGGGCCUUCUACCCGGAAUUGAAAGGGUAUGGAUAUCAAUUGAUCAUAAAUUAUUUCUAUGGGAUUACGUGGAAGGCCAAGAGAUACAUUCCCUUGUCGAACAACAAGAUGUUAUAACUCAAGUCGCAGUCGUGAAGCCCAAGCCUGGUGUUUUCAUUGACGAAAUUUCCUACAUCAUGAUCAUCUGCACUCCCGUCUCGCUUCUUCUUAUAGGACUCUCGUUACGCACUGAUGGCAGAUUGGGCCAUCGAUCUCACAAGGACAUUGAAAUGUAUGCCACUGACAUGGCAGUGCCUACCGAUGUAGAAAUGGCAUCUAUCGUAGGCACCCAAGGUGGCAGGAUUUUCAUGUGUGGGUCGCAGGACGGUUGUCUAUAUGAGCUAUAUUACCAGGAAAGCGAGUCAUGGUUCAGUAAACGAGUGCAGUUGAUUAAUCAUUCCGUGGGUGCAAUGCAAAGUCUUUUUCCUCGCUUCUCGUUCCCAGAUCCACAGGAUCGUGUCAUAUCCGUCGUGUCUGACUCAUCAAGGAAUUGCGUCUACACAUUGACUGCCAAUAACUCGAUACAUAUAUAUCAACCGCUCAGUGAUAAAACGAUACGACAUGUUCAAACUAUCACCGACCUUCAUAAAAGUGCUCAAGAUAAACUUCCUGGUUCCACGGCUUUGUCAUCUCACGCCUUCCAGAUUAUAGGCCUUCACCCAGUGGAACCGAGCGGAUCUCGCACCGGGUUGCAACUCAUUGUUAUCACUUCAAAUGGUGUUCGUCUCUAUUUCUCACCUUCUCCGAGCGCCAGCCACUAUGCGCCAAUGAGCAGAGAUAUGAUUGACACACUGCAACCAAUACAAUUGAUACAUGUUCGACUGGCGCCUCCAAAUCUUCUUUACCCUGACGAGCAAUCCAAUCUCCGUCGUGCUGUCAUUUCUCCCCAGUCUUCUGCUCACCCAUAUAUCCUUUCCGGAAUCGAGAACUCGUGUUAUCUGGAAGGUCUAUUUAUUGCUGCACAACCUGGCGAGCCUGAUGGCACGGAUUUUCUCGUGUGCAUAGCUCCUGAUUUGGCCCGUAUCGCAUCGCUCGGACAAACGUCCCAACUGGUACAGACGCAUCAAAACAGCUCUUAUGUAGGUGGCAGUCACCAACCACCACUUGUUGAAUAUGCUACAUUGUUGGCUAUACCGGGUCGUACUUGGGCUAUGGCAAGUGUCCCAAGAUCAUACCAUUCAUCGUCACUGGCGCCUCCAAACGAGCUGGCCUCUCAGUUCUCUCAUCUACCCCAGGAAUUUAUGAUUCUGACCAAUGUGGGGCUAACUUUUUUAGUUAAACGCCGAGCUCUGGAUUAUUUAAAGGCUGUUAUCGAAGAAGUACAAAGCGAAGGAAUUGUACAACCUAUCAUUGAUUUCAGGGACAGUUACGGGAGAGAUCAAACUUGUGCUAUGUUACUUGGCAUAGCUUGUGGCAACGCUUUCAUUGAUAUUUAUGAUCAUUCAACCCCUGGAACAUUUAAUACUAUCAGUCCCGACACUGCUACUGUGGCCAAGCAAGCAUUUUAUGACUUCGGGGAGCGGCCCAUCUGGGCCGAGAGAGGCACAUACGGAACAAGCGAUAGUUCUGGAACUGCCAUUUACAGUGGUCGCAGGCAAGGCCUCCUGUUGUAUCUAUCGCGACUUCUUCAGCCGAUCUGGAAAGUCAAACUGAUCAAACCGAGGAACCUUGGUGCUCUGAAGGACUUUCUAGAUAAAAAUCCACAUCUCUUUCAUUCUUCUGUAGGAGAUCGUUCUGGUCCACGGAUCACGACGGGUAAAGAACAAGAGGCUUGGAAGGCAGAGCAGGAUUCUGUCGCGCAGCUCGAGGCUUUGUUGGCUAGAACAAUAGAGGGUAUAUAUUUUAUCCUUACAUUGAACGACUAUAGGAUAGGGGAGCUCGUACCUCAGUUUCCAAGCGGCAUUCAGGCCCUGCUCGCGUCCAUGGCACUCGAGGAUCUCAUUACCUCAGUUAACGGAGUCACCAUAUCGCGAGCAUUGGCUAAUGUCGUAAUAGAACAACAAAUAGCACAACAGAUCAACGUUGACGCACUCAGUGAUGUUCUACAGGAACGAUGUGGCUCAUUCUGCAGCACAGAUGAUGUUAUGUUAUACAAAGCUCAAGAAACGAUUCGGAAAGCCGGAGAGGCUUCGAGUCCUGCAGAACAGCAAACUUGGUUAGGUGACUCGCUGCGGCUCUUUACUAAAGGCGCACGGGUGCUACCAUUUGAAAACAUACGGGAUAUCUGUGGCAAUUAUCAGCGGCUUAAUUACGCCCAAGGUGCUAUUGAACUGCCCCUAAGCUGUGCUCACGCACUGGACCCGGACAACAUUGGAUUCGAGUACUGGGACGCUGGUUGUCCUCCCAAUGACAGGCGCUUCGAGUACUAUCAGCGAAGGCUGCAGUGCUAUACACUUGUACUGGAUUUUUUGGCGGCAUUUGAAGGUGCCGGGAAAAUUAAAUCGGAGAGUUCGAUGGUAGAUGGACACGAGGCCGUUCGACACCAUGCAUAUGAACUAGCAUUCGCUAGCAAAGAUGAAGCCUUUCAUUCGACAAUGUAUGACUGGCUUGAUAAACGAGGCUUGGCAGAUGAACUUCUAGAGAUGCGUCCUCCAUACCUUGCGGCACAUCUCAAACGAGAACCUAUUACGAUGCAAAAAUAUCAGCUUUUGUGGAAGUUCUACGUGAAAGAUGGUCAGCCGUUGCGAGCAGCUGAGGUACUCACAAUUCUAGCCGAAUCUAACAAUAGCGAUUUGUCGCUCGGCCGUCGCCUGGAGUAUCUGACUUUGGCAGUAGGGAAUGCAAAGUCCCAUCCUAUAUCCUACGAAGGACGACAUGAAAACGCCGUCGCGUUUCUGACCGAUCUUGAAGACAAGCUCGAUGUUGCGAAAGUCCAAUUCGAGUUGUACAAUGUUCUUCUACCACGUACCAAUGAUGAAGGGGUAGGGGAUAAAGUAAAAUGUCUCUCUGAACGGCUGCUAAAUAUAUCAGAGUUAUAUCAUCUCUAUGCCGAGCCCUUCGAUUUACCUGUAAUAAAGCUCCUCAUUCUACACGUGUCAGAGCAUCAAGACGAAAAUAUAGUCAAUCCUAUAUGGAGCAAGAUAUUUGAAGACGCUCUUCAAGCAGAUUCCGAUGUGCAAGGCAACGCCGAUCGUGUCCUCGCCACUAUUGUACCACUUGGACAACGGUUUCACCCGUCCCAGAGUGCCUUUCCCUUGAGUGAGUUAUUAAAGCAAGUCACUGUUGCACUGUCUAACAGCAUGUUACUAUGCGAACAUUUAGGACAUAUUUCAAAAUUAAUAGUACAAUUUUUUCUUGUACGGCGUGGUGACCUUCCCACUGGCUGGGCCGCCCGCGUACUAGUCCAAUGUGGCGUUCCAUAUUCGGAAAUAUGGGAUGUUCUACAUGAAAUGUACGAAUCUCAUAUCCCACCAUUUAACGACCAGGUCAAUGUUCAAGCAAUAAACUCAAACAUCGCCAUCCUUCUUUCGGAUUGGUUGGAGGAGGCAAAAAGGUCUCAGACAUCCAUUGCACAAAUGGAAAUUCCAGUUGGGCGAAUUGAUCUUGCGAUUGAUCAGUAUCUGGCGGAGCUCGACUCGAGACAAAUAGAGACUAAAAAUAUUUACGAAAGUAUCAGGCGUCAUCUUAGACGCAACUGGUAGCAUAGCUAUUCUCAUGGCGCAUAUACCUGUUUAUAUAUGACGCUCAGUCAAAAAGCCUAGUCAAGUUGCAUGUAGUCAGCCAGUCGUUGUAUAGUCUACUGCAGUCUCAUUACAGUCAUCAAAAUGGCCAAUGCUUGGGGGGACUUAAAAAUGUCUAGUUGUCCCAUAGUCUAAUAUGUUCCAACUUAGUCCAGUAUAGUUAGUGAGGUCGAACCUUGCUCAGUAAAU